UACGCCGGCUCCCUCGGCCAAUAAUGCGAGAUGAGCGCGCAACCCCAGAGUCGGUCACGACUGGACCUAAUGGUCAGGGGUCCCUUUACCUUUAUCCAAAUGCAAACUUAAAAUCGGAGGACCUAAGAAUCUCACCCCAGCCCAUCCCCCAAAUUAACAGCAGCGAUAACAAGAAUGGGGGGGGAACCAAUUGAUGUGCUACUGCUAAGUCUCACUGAAGUUUGAGAAUGCAGGCAGUGCCCUCGUCGUUCCAGUUUGUAAAAGGCAGAAAACAGUUUUGUGUCUGAAACUUCAGUGUAUAGUAUUCACCAGAGGGACUGGUUGGGGAAGCAGCACUUUAUCAAUGCACCCCAUACCGUCAUGAAUGGAUACAUACCCAUCACUGUAUGCACAUAAGCCCGCAAAAAGUUAUGAAGUGUUGUAAGUGGCAUUUCUUUGCUACCUGCAGGAGAAGAUAAGGCCCACCCCCUACUUACUGAACAAGACUGAAAUGCAGGUUGUUAGAUGAUGGACAGACUAGUAAAAAAAAUAGGGAGGGAGAUUCUGGCAGAGAAGGGAGAGAUGGUUCCGUUUCUCCACCAGAGCUUGGCCUUCGUGCUGGUUGCAGAAGAAGAGACAGAGGACCAAUCCCUCUCACACCAGCCUGCUGAUUUGUCCCAAGUUGUGAAACAAAAAUUUAUGUUUUAAUAAUGAUGAUGUAUUAUAAUCCACCUUGUGAGGAAAUCCUUCACAAAGCGCUUACAGUAUUUUAAAUUACAAGUUCAGGGUGCAAUAAUAACACUAAAACUACCAGCAUAAAACAGUAACCUAGCCACACCCCAGUUAACUGCCCUCAUCCAUGCACCCCAUCAAAAACUUACGGAAGCAUUUUCAAGCCACCUUUAAAUGCAGGAGGUGGGACCUGCUUAAUGUCUAAUUUUUAAUAUGGAGUUGUGAAGCCACAACCAAGAAAGCCCAGUUAUGCAUUCUCAUCUAAUUAUAUCUGUGUCUCCGAAAAAUUUUUACACAUCACUUGGGAAGACAGGUGAACUAAUGCCAGAGUACUGGAAGAAGCAAAGAUGGCCAGUGUCGAAGCAAUGAUUCUUCAACAUCAACUUCAUUGGACUGGUCAUGUUUUGCAGAUGUGUGAUUAUUGUCUUCCAAAGCAACUACUCUAUUCCAAACUUUAAAAUGGUAAGCGUAACGCUGGAGGUCAACAAAAGAGGUUUAAAGACUCUGUCAAGGCAAAUCUUUUAAAAAUGUAGUAUAAACACCAACAACUGGGAAACACUGGCCUGCGAGCGCUCCAAUUGAAGAACAGCCUUUACUAAAGGUGUCAUGGACUUUGAAGAUGCUCAAACUCGGGACGCAAGGGAGAAACAUGCUAAGAGGAAGGCAUGCUUAGCAAAUCCACACCGUGAUCAACUCCUGCCCGGAAACCUAUGCCCCCGCUGUGGAAGAACGUGUGGAUCCAGAACUGGCCUCCACAGUCACUUACGGACUCACUGUUAAGACCGUCUUUAUGGAAGACAAUCUUACUCGGCUAGGAGUGAUUGCCAAAGAAGAAGAAGAAUUAUAUCUGUAAACACUUGUGUGUUUCGCACUGGCCCCUUAAUUUUGUGUUGCUUUUGUGACUCCCUUGGUCGGGAAAAUUACAGUUAACAGUUUGCAAACAUGGCCAAAAGGGGGCGUUUCCUAUUUUACCCUCCCCCCCCAAAAAAAAUAUCACCCUAGGUAAUUUGAGUGAAAAAGAAAAAUAUUUAAACAGAACUUGUGAGAACACGGGGAUGAAAACUCUUUGAUUGAGUUUGAAAAAUGGUAGGGGAUCAAGUUUGUCACACUUGCAUGAGUGAUCAGUUUAAUAAUGAGUUGCAUUUCCUACUGGCCUGCCCUGGUAUGGGUAUAAUUGGUGCCAUUAUGCCAGUGUGGAGACUUCUUAAAUAUAGGGAGAGCUCAGGCAUUCUUUGGUAGUUGGUAGAGACAACAUCUGCAGCUUUCUGGUAGGCUAAAAUAGUCCUUGCGAGGACCACACCCUAUGCUUUAAUGACCCGUUUCCCUUAUCUCUCUCAAACAUGUGGUAUUGAAUUAGAAGGUUCUGCAAAACCAAAGAUGCUUUAGGUGAGCUGUCCACAGUAUUUUAGGGGGGUGGUAGGGUUGUUUAACAUGCCACCCUUUGCUUAGAACCCUGUAAUCUAAUGUUCUCUGUGGCACAGUUUGAAAUCUAUAGUUAGCCAGGACCAGGGUGAGGUUUUCCAGCUGUGGCAACUUUAUUUUUAAACAUGUCUAUUUUUGUUUCUUUCAUUUCCAAGUCUUUUGCUGAGUAGUGAACCGGGAGCUGGCUAUAUGGUACAAGUGCUUAAUAUGGCUUUUUAAAAUCACAUUUGUUUGAGGUGUGUGUGUGUGAGAACAUUGGGGAACUUUCCAGUUCGUCUUUUGCCAACCUCUUAAUGGAAAAUUGAAUAAUAGGACACAAAUGUUAUGAGCUAAACUCUGUCAGAGUGAAAGGGUGAAAAACCUUAACACUUGUUGGUGAUAUGUGUGCCCUUGGCUGCUUGGUUAAUAAUAAUUUUAUUUUUUUAUAAUUUCAAUAAUUUUUGUUUUAAUGUUUAAACAUAAGGGUAGGAGUUACUAGGGUCAUGGAAUAUAUUUGGCUUCACUUUAACAUAAGGGAAAUCGUAGCCAUCUAGAGUGUUAGAAGUGGGCAGAGAUAUGUUGGAAAAAUUAGAGAACUUGCUCAGGAAAGGGUGACUUUUUAAAAUGACCCAGUUAAUUAAUGCUCGUAACAAGUCCCCAUCAGAUCCCUUCUCAAUAUAAGUGGUGUGUUUCAUUUGCUUGACCAAAUCGUUUUUCAUAAACUGAAAUCCGCAGGCUGGCCUGACUUCUGCCGAAACACUGAUCUGCAUCCAACUUCGGAUCUGACUCCGAUCAGGCCCAUUGAGGUUAAUGUACUGAAGUUAGCUGUGUCCAUUCAAUUCAGUGGGUCUUCUCUUGAGUAUGACGAGCAUUGCUGCCCUUUGUCCGUUUGCAGGCCACCUCUGGGAUUUAUGAAACAGGUGACACUGCAAAUUUUAUAGACUGCGAACGGAGGGAAAGAAAUGAUUUGGGGAGGGAGGGGUGUCAACCCGAGAGUGUCCUUAGGAAUGCAGUUCUCGGGGUUCUCUGGAAGGUGGUUUCUUAAACCAAUGUCUGUCUUGUAGUUUUGAUAUGCCCUCUGAUCACAAAAGGAGCAUAGCAAAUCCAUACCGGAUUUAGGCCAGUGACCUGAAGAAACCUGGGGAAGUUUUUUACCCUGUGGUUUUUGUACUGUGGUCUGAAUAGCAGGAGUUGGGCUGCGGUGGGUGAGUUGGUCGCAUUGCAGCAUAAGGCUUGACUUGAUGUUCUUUCUCUGCCUUUUCUAGGGGUGCACAAUUACGUAACUACUGCAUGUACCGCAGUGGUAGAGAGUUUUCAUUUUUGAAUGCUUUCUAGCUUUGCCUACUGGGAACAGGGGCUGUGCAUGGGACCAGAGCCUUGUUCUGCGCCAGUGUGGCGCUUCAGUUUCCGAUUCCACAGGGCUUAUGUCUUCACACACUUUCAAGUGUGCUGUUGUAAGCAUGAGGUCUAGAAACUUGUUUGGAAAGCCGGACGCUGUGGCUUUUUCCUUGUUCCGAGGCAGAAUUCCAGCAGUUGUUCUGCCGGGAAGGGUUGUUUUGCAUUUCACCUGACCUGGUAGCGAGACGGCGCCCUAAUAAUGCGGAAGGAGAUAAUUAUCAGGAAGAUCUUCCUUCACCCUGGGGGUGAUUUCUGCUGGAAUCCAUGGCGCAAGAGGUUCGCCUUGUGCAGGUACCGCUGAGAAUAAAGGGCUGGCUCAGGGCAGGUGACAAUGACUCGAUUAGAGCACUUUUUGCACUCUGGUCCUUCCCAUUGCAUGUGGCUUCCACCCUCAGGAUGGCACAGGUACAGCAAAGAGACCUUUGUGUGGAGAGAGAAAGAGAGAGAGAAAGCGAGAAUCCUGGGUGAUGCAGCGUGUUGGCUACUAAGGAACUGAAGAUGAGAAGGUGCUUCGAAGGUGUCGGGCUGCAAUGCUUUCUUAAGGGUAGGGCUAUGGCCGUAACACAGGGCCAGAAAUAUCUCCUCAUCUUCGACUUUGACGAGACCAUCGUGAACGAAAACAGCGAUGAAUCCAUCCUCCAGGCUGCUCCAGGGAAGCAGCUCCCGGAGUCGAUCCGCAGCACUUCCCGCGAGGGUUUCUACAACGAGUACAUGCAGCGGGUCCUGCAGUACAUGUGCGACCAAGGGGUGAAGAUGGCCGACUUCAAAGCAGCCUACGAAAGGAUCCCGCUCUCCCCCGGCAUGGCCGACCUCUUCCAGCUCCUCUCCAAGCAGCAGGAGCACUUCGAGAUCAUCCUCAUCUCCGACGCCAACAUGUUCGGCAUCGAGUGCGCCUUGAAGGCGGCCGGGGCCUAUCCCCUCUUCCGCAAGAUCUUCAGCAACCCCUCGAGCUUUGACAAGAGAGGCUACUUCACCUUGGGCCCUUACCACUCGCACAACUGUAAGCGUUGCCCGGCCAACAUGUGUAAGCACAAGAUCCUUACGGAAUACCUGGCAGAGAGGGCACAGGAAGGGGCCAGGUUCGAACGCAUCUUCUACGUAGGGGACGGAGCCAAUGACUUCUGCCCUUCUACCGCGCUGAAGUCGAGCGACAUCGCCUUCCCCAGGAAAGGCUACCCCAUGCACCAGCUCAUCCAGGAGAUUGGGAAAAGCCAGCCGGGGACAUACCAGGCCACUGUCGUCCCCUGGGACUCUGCCGUAGAGAUUUCUUGCCACCUUCAAGAAGUUCUCAAGAAGAAAUGUUGAGGGCGGGGGAGACCUUUGGUGGGAUGAAACAGCUGCUCUCGUUUGGAAAGAUCUGAACGAUUAUAGCAUCACAGCUCUCUCACGCUUGGCUUAAGUCUCUCUCUCUCUCUCUCUCUCUCUCUCUCUCUCUCUCUCUCUCUCUCUCUCUCUCUCUCUCUCUCUCUCUCCUUUCUCCACCUCAAAAUCUCUUAUCUCUGGGUCUCCCCUCCCUUCAGCCUAGAGAUAAGGGCUCACUAUGCAGUUAGGAAAUCCAUUCAAGGAAGGGUGGGUGGAUGACAGGUCACUUUAAAUAUUUUUGAUCGCCUUUUUGAAAAGCAAAAGCAAAACACUUUUGCAUUUGCUAAACCCACGCAUCUCGUUUUGCUUGGGCUGGUUCUUCUCAGUAGCGCUCUCAGCGCAUGGGGAAAUUCUGUCGCUACCAAAGCAUUUCGACUGCUUCCAGGUGUUAAUCUAGCUCUUCUCCCCCUCCCUUAACAAACACCCUUUAAAAAAUUUUUUACAUUUCCAGAUCCUACUCCAUCUAACAGGAUGUCGGAAUUGUCUUUAAUUGUUUAACUAAAUUGGGGUGGGGGUCACCUAGCAUCUCCGGAAAGGAAUGGGAGAGCCAGAAAGAUUAUCCCAGCUGCAUCUUCUGGUUGGACUUGAUGAUUCCUGGUAUCAUUGCUCAUCUUGUGGCUGAGAUGAGCCACUUUGGUUGGGGGACGGAGAACCUACUGCCUCCGGAUAUUUGCUGAACUACAACUCCCACAAUUCCCGACCAUUCGCAAUGCUGGCUGGGGGCUGAUAGGAGCUGUGGUCCAACAACAACCGAAGGACUAUAGCUCCAUCCCCACUGCUUGACUUAGGCCGAGCACGUUGGGAACAAAAUGGGAAAGCACUUUUGCUGCAGCAGCCUAUGAAUGGUGUUUACUGCUCUCCCCUUCCUUGCCUGGCAAGACAACGUCUUCAAGGAGUAUUCCUGCUGCUCAGAAGGGGCUGGUGUCUAAAAGGAAGGGGGAACGAACAGGAUCGGGAGGCCUGUAGGUUGCAGUGAAUGGCAAAGAGGGCAAAGAGACCAGCGGGCUCUGGGUUGAGACCUGAAUGAGUCAGAAGAAGUAGCCAGUCAGUGCACAGGGUGGGCGAAUGAGAACAAGCAAAGAUAUAUUUGAGGCGCCACUUUUCUCUAAGGGUGCCUCGCCCUGGUAAGCACCCUAGUUGUGCUCCCAUUGCACAUUUUGGCUCUUGCUGGCCUGGGUUUCACCUUUGGGCAUUUCCCCAUUCCUGCACAGCUCUUUUCCUUGCAGAUUCUGGCUGGAUUUCUCUAUUCCCCAUACGCUGAAUUUGUCAGUUUGCAGCAGCCACAUCCCAAUGAAUGGCGGAUUGGGGGCAGGGGUUGCGGAGUAGAAAUGGAUUAUUUGGCAAGGUGGGAAAUCCACGUGGAGUUGGGUCUUGUGCUACAAAUGCAUCAUUUUAAAGGAAAAGGCGGUCCUUUCUGCUACAUCCAUAUGCUGGUUUUUGUACCCACUUUGGGUUAAACCACAGAGCCUAGGGCUUGCUGAUCAGAAGGUCGGCAGUUCGAAUCCCUGCAACAGGGUGAGCUCCCGUUGCUCGGUCCCAGCUCCUGCCCACCUAGCAAUUCAAAAACACAUCAAAAGUGCAAGUAGAUAAAUAGGGACCGCUCCGACGGGAAGGUAAACGGCGUUUCAGUGCGCUGCUCUGGUUCGCCAGAAGCAGCUUUGUCAUGCUGGCCACAUGACCCAGAAGCUGUCUGCGGACAAACGCCGGCUCCCUCGGCCUAUAGAGCGAGAUGAGUGCCGCAACCCCAGAGUCGGACAUGACUGGACCAUACCUGCCAAGUCCUGGAUGGGAAAAUCCGGGAUCGGCAGCCCACGACACCGGAAACGCGUAGACGCAACUUCCGGUGGCGCUUUGCCCUUCUAUGGGCACCAGA
Molecule: messenger RNA, 6745 nt
Organism: Zootoca vivipara (common lizard)
Lineage: Eukaryota; Metazoa; Chordata; Lepidosauria; Squamata; Lacertidae
Gene: PHOSPHO1
Product: phosphoethanolamine/phosphocholine phosphatase 1
Biological process (GO): bone mineralization involved in bone maturation
Molecular function (GO): phosphatase activity
Source: RefSeq, a predicted model, not a curated record